Messenger RNA from Symbiodinium natans, 1530 nucleotides. Lineage: Eukaryota; Dinophyceae; Suessiales; Symbiodiniaceae. The record is from the annotation of a GenBank genome assembly.
AUGGCAGGCGAGAUAUUGAGCAAGCCAUUGGCCGUGGCAGGGGAGCUGAAGUCGCUGCUGGGCCGUUGCUCACCAGGUCGCGCCUUCCAUGGAGAAUCAGGGAAGGAUGGAUUGCAGGCCGAAUCCUACCGGCCACUUAUGCUUGCCUGGCCACUUCCCUUGCGCCAGGAGGGGCACCACGCAUGCCAGAAAGCCCUGGAGGUGCUUGUGCCUGUGACUUCGCCAACAGAGGCCCUUCUUGUGGCGAGAUGCAGACUGGUCGUGCAGCUAUGUGUGUCUGCUCCUGAACGAGUGUGGGACAUGUUCGAGGCCGCCCUGAUGCGGGAUGUGCCCUGGGCGCGCGACCUGCUGUACGCGACCAGGCAGGUCUGGCGCAGCACAUACAUCCCUGGUGAGCUCAUCACGGGCGGCUUCCGCCAAGCAGUUCGCACAAAUUCUCGCGCUCUUCUCAAGGCCUGCAAACGGGUCAGUCAGCAUGGCACCCUACUGCGUGCCCUAAAGGCACACUGGGCCACGAACAAGGAGAGCCUUGCUCACUCGCAACCGCUGGUGGAGGCCCGGGCACGACCGCCUCCGGCGUGGAAAUGCCAUGUUUGUCCGGAAACUCGGCCCACGAAGCAUGCCUUGUCUGUGCAUUUGCACCGCACGCAUGGAGUGGUGUCGGAGAGCAUGUCCUUCAUCGUCGACACCGUCUGCCGCUGGUGCUUGCGCGACUUUCACUCCACUACACGUCUGAGGUACCACAUCGAACACACCCCACGGUGCAGAUGUGGGCUUCGUCACGUGGUCGGGCCAAUCUACGUGGCGGGCACAGCCACGAAGCGAGUGGGGGCGGCGGGCCACCUCAGAGUCCCACCACUACAGACUGCGGGUCCUCUUCUGCCGACCCCCCUUCAGCGUCAGGCGGCUGAUGAAGACCGCUAUGCCACGGAGGCUGAACUCCAGGCCGAGUUACAGCGCUGGGUUGAGCUUGAGGCUGCUGCCGGAGACACUGUACCUCAGGUCCCUGCGCCCGCGGUGGCCGAACAUUUCUCCCAAUCAGCCCCGUGUCCUGCAGUGGCCCGGGCCCCAGUAGAGGCUACUGCUGCUGGCUGGAAGGAAUGGCGCUCAAUUACGGAUGAUAUGGCGGCUCCGUCACCCUUGUGGUCCGGGUUGCAGGGACAUCGACUCUGGAGGCUGUCCUUUUCGCUGGCCCCCUUCCUGCCCCUCUGGGCCAUGUGUGCCCACAUGGAGUGGUGGUCAAGGCCGUUCGUGGAAGCCGCCCGCCCACUACGUAUGGAGGCCCAGAGGGGACGCCGCCUACUUCUUCUGAAGGGCACAUCCGUCAAGGCGAUACGCACUGUCUUUGCCGCAGUCGACAAGCGAGUGGUGCUGCACGACGUCCGCUGGGAAGGUCGCAGCUUUGUUCUGGCCUCUCUGAGGCUUGACGCCGUGGCUGCCUUCCAUUCCGAGCUGAGACGUGGCCUUUUGGCUUCACAUGCCAAAACUGUACAGAUGGCCGCCUUGCACCAGUCGCUGCCGUCUCCCUGA